Molecule: messenger RNA, 1089 nt
Organism: Zasmidium cellare ATCC 36951
Lineage: Eukaryota; Fungi; Ascomycota; Dothideomycetes; Mycosphaerellales; Mycosphaerellaceae
Exons: 1
Coding region: 1-1089 (362 amino acids)
Biological process (GO): tRNA methylation; wybutosine biosynthetic process
Cellular component (GO): cytoplasm
Molecular function (GO): tRNA methyltransferase activity; S-adenosylmethionine-dependent methyltransferase activity
Source: RefSeq, a predicted model, not a curated record
AUGGACAGAGCAGUCAGAUUAUGGCUCUCCAAGAGCGACGCACCACCAGAAACAUGUACAGCACUGACCAAAAAGCUCAACAAGUCCUACACAAUCUACGGCACCAUGCUCCUCCUCCCACCAACAGCUCUAUCCGGUCCAGAAUGGACUCAACUCCAACCCAAAAUCGAUAAUGGCUCCCUCGCCAUAACAAACCUCUACAAAGAAAUCUGCCACCAUCUCAAAAUCACCCACAUCGCCCUCAACAAACCCAUCCCCCUCCACCUCGAGGAAGAAACAGAACCAGAAGAAAACAUCCUCCGCUCCCCCACGAAUUUCACGCCUCUCCACGGCGACUUCGGCCCUGUCACUGCAUCCUCGCCUCCAACGUCGUCCGACUUCGACCGAGCGUAUUGGGUCACCGCAAAACAAAACGGCAUCUACCAAACCUGGUCCCCGCGCUGGACGAUGUUCUCCCGCGGCAACAUCUCCGAAAAGGCACGUCUCCUGACCUUGCCGUCCGUCUUGCAAGCCGUCGAGGAAGGCGACUGCACGGCCGUGGAUUUGUAUGUUGGGAUUGGUUACUUCGCUUUCUCGUAUAAGAAGGCGGGCGUGAAGUGUGUGCUCGGGUGGGAUUUGAAUCCUUGGAGUUGUGAGGGGUUGAGGAGGGGAGCGGGGAGGAAUGGGUGGGGAGUCGGGGUUGUUGGGGAGGGAGAGGAGGUGGGUGGUGUGGAGGAGUUGGUGGUAUUUAAUGAGAGUAAUGUUCAUGCGCCGAGGAGGGUUGAGGGGUUGAGAGGGAAGGGGCUUGUGCCGCCUGUGAGGCAUGUGAAUUGUGGGAUGCUGCCCAGUUCGAGGGAGUCUUUGGAGUUGGCGGCGAGUGUGCUACAUGAGAGUGUUGUGGGCUGGGUCCAUGUGCACGAGAAUUUCCUGGUUGAGGAAAUCGAGGGGAAGGCAGAAGAGACAAGGCGAGAGUUUGAAGGUGUCGUGAAGACGAAGCGAGGAGGAAAUGUCAAGACAGAGGUGGAGUACAUCAACCGCCUCAAGAGCUACGCCCCCGGCGUCGUGCAUUGCGUGAUAGAUAUCGUCGUACAUCCAACUGAUCCCACCUGA